UUUUACAAAACAAUGAUCAUAACAUUAACCAAAAUUCUGUUCUCAGUUGCUAUUCUACUUCGAGUAUCCGGAGAUUCCACCCACGAAAAAGAAAAAUAUACAAAAGCGUCCCAGUGGGAGUACUAUAGAGAGCUAAUCAAAGACAGUAUUGCUGGGUACCAUGAUUGCAGCAAUGAAGACUGUUCUUGCUUUUCAAGUGUUUUAGUUGAUGAUUUGUCUGUAUGGCGGGGUGGAAUUACCAAAGAAGACAUAGAAGCUGCCGUAAGAUUUGGUGUACACUACCAGAUCAUUGAUCACAAACUCUACAGACAAGAUGAAUGUAUGUUUCCAUCAAGAUGCAGUGGAGUUGAGCACUUCAUUCUACAAAUUCUACCAACUUUGUCUGACAUGGACCUGGUUAUAAAUGUUCAUGAUUGGCCUCAAGUGCCACGAAGAUUAAAGCCUUUACCUGUAUUCUCCUUUAGCAAAGUGCUGACUGACCACUGGGAUAUCAUGUAUCCAGCCUGGACAUUUUGGGAAGGAGGGCCUGCAGUUUGGCCUAUUUAUCCCACUGGAUUAGGGCGAUGGGACCUGCAGAGAGAUAUUAUUACCCAAGCAGCUGAAAAUUGGCCUUGGGAGAAAAAAGACGAUUUAGCCUAUUUUCGUGGAUCAAGAACUAGCGCAGAAAGAGAUCCCUUAAUUCUUUUGUCUCGCAAGGAGCCCACUUUAGUUGAUGCCCAGUACACAAAAAAUCAAGCGUGGAAGUCAGACGAGGAUACAUUGUACAGAGCCCCAGCCACAGAAGUUAAAUUAGAAGAACAUUGUAGAUAUAGGUACCUGUUUAACUUUCGAGGUGUGGCUGCCAGUUUCAGGCUCAAACAUCUGUUUUUGUGCAACUCAACGGUCUUUCACGUGGGCAACGAUUGGUUAGAGUUCUUCUACCCCGCCUUAAAGCCGUGGGUGCACUAUGUUCCUGUCAGCUCUGAUCUCUCUCAAGUUAGAGACCUGCUUGUGUUUGCAAAGAAUAACCAAGACUUGAUGCAAGGCAUUGCAGAAAGGGGGAGGCAAUUUAUAACAGAACAUUUGCGACUGGAUGAUGUGUCCUGUUAUUGGAAGCUGUUGUUACAGAAGUAUGGUGAACUGCUCAAGUAUAGACCUACACGAAAGACUUCAUACAAGCAGAUAAAGUAGAAUAGGCUACACCCUGUCAGUCAUGUACUAUAUGUUAUAUAUUAAAUUGUUAAAAAUGUGAUUGUU
Molecule: messenger RNA, 1236 nt
Organism: Physella acuta
Lineage: Eukaryota; Metazoa; Mollusca; Gastropoda; Physidae
Product: protein O-glucosyltransferase 1
Biological process (GO): positive regulation of Notch signaling pathway; protein O-linked glycosylation
Cellular component (GO): endomembrane system
Molecular function (GO): UDP-glucosyltransferase activity; UDP-xylosyltransferase activity
Source: RefSeq, a predicted model, not a curated record